Vicia villosa (hairy vetch) is the source of this 843-nucleotide messenger RNA. RefSeq names its product increased DNA methylation 1-like. The coding region runs from base 42 to 401 and encodes 119 amino acids. Gene Ontology annotation, molecular function: transcription corepressor activity. Gene Ontology annotation, biological process: negative regulation of DNA-templated transcription. The record is from RefSeq and is a predicted model, not a curated record. The transcript has 3 exons. NCBI's taxonomy places the organism in Eukaryota, Viridiplantae, Streptophyta, Magnoliopsida, Fabales, Fabaceae.
AUCUGAGGAGGCUUAAUUUUAGCCGAUUUUAUACAUUUGUCAUGGAGAAAGAUGACACCAUGAUUGCUGCAGCUCCCAUUAGGUUUUAUGGCAAAGACAUUGCCGAAAUGCCUUUCUUUGCCACAGAUGAGGCAUUCAGAGGCAAAGGAUUUUGCCGUUUAUUUAUCGGGCUAAUUGAACAGUUUCUUCUGAAUCUCAAAGUUAAACAGUGGAUUAUUUCAUCUACUCGAGAGAGCCUUGAAAUGUGGAAGGAAAAAUUCAACUUCGAUGCGAUUAUCGACAGAGGAUUGAAGAGGAAAGUCGCUUCAUGCAACAUGUUGGUAUUGCCACAGGUUAUAAGAUUACACAAAAAGAUAUAUGAUGUUCAAGACUUGAACAUGGCGCAGAUACCUGAAGAGUAACCAUAAUGGAUCCUCUUGGUGGAAGGACCUUCUUAAUAUUGAGAAAAUAGUAGUCUCUGCUGGCACUGUUUCUGCUUUUGCAGGCAAUACUGUUAGCGUUUUGGGAGAUGGCAGCCAGAUUCCGUUCUGGCCGGCAGUUUGGACGGGUUCUGGGGAGAUUUCUUGGCAUCAACACAGUUGCGGGUUCUAGUUUGCAUGAAAGGGUGGAGGAGCUGAAGAAGGAAGGACAUCGCCAGAACAUUUGGCAGGUUACACCGUCAAAUCGGGUUAUGAUAUUUUGAAGGAAGGACAUCACCGGAAAAUUGGUGCUUCAAUAGUUUAAGGACCCUUAUACUUGUCUAGUUUAAGGUUUUGUUGUUUUGGAUUCUCUCCCUUCUUGGGGUUUUUCCUGGCCUGCUUUGUAAUCGGGCUAGAGUACCCGUACUCUUUUAAUAAAUUCCUU